Molecule: messenger RNA, 1545 nt
Organism: Eruca vesicaria subsp. sativa (arugula)
Lineage: Eukaryota; Viridiplantae; Streptophyta; Magnoliopsida; Brassicales; Brassicaceae
Source: the annotation of a GenBank genome assembly
AUGACAGCAGGAGAAAACCCUUUUGCAUCGAACACCUCUUCUCUCCAAAACCAGCUUAGAGAAAAGGAUAAGGAGCUUGUGUCUGCUAAGGCUGAAAUUGAGGCUUUGAGAACAAAUGAAGAGCUCAAGAACAGAGCAUUUGAGGAGCUUAGCGAAAACUUGAGGAAGUUAGAGGAGAGACUUGGAAUCUCUAAGAAUCUUGUUGAACAAAAGGAGGUUGAGAUGAAGAAGCUAGAAGAAGAGAAAGAAGAUGCAUUAGCAGCACAGGACGCUGCAGAGGAAGCACUGAGGAGGGUUUACACUCACCAACAGGAAGAUGACUCACUCCCCCUUGAAUCCAUCAUAGCUCCUCUUGAAGCUCAGAUCAAGUCUCACAAGCAUCAGAUCUCUGCUCUUCAAGAAGACAAGAAAGCUUUGGAAAGGCUGACAAAAUCAAAAGAAUCAGCGCUUCUUGAAGCAGAGAGAAUCUUGAAAAGUGCACUUGAACGUGCUUUGAUAGUUGAGGAGGUCCAGAACCAAAACUUUGAACUAAGAAGACAAAUUGAGAUAUGCCAGGAAGAGAACAAGUUUCUUGAGAAAAUCAACCGUCAGAAAGUGUUGGAGAUUGAGAAGCUCUCACAAACCAUUAGAGAAUUGGAGGAAGCUAUCUUGGCAGGAGGAACAGCUGCAAAUGCAGUUAGAGACUAUCGUCGCCAAAUCUCUCAGCUCAAUGAAGAGAAGAGAACCUUGGAGAGAGAGCUAGCAAGAGUGAAAGUGUCAGCAAGUAGAGUGGCUCUUGCCGUUGCCAACGAGUGGAAAGAUGAGAAUGAUAGAGUAAUGCCUGUAAAGCAAUGGCUUGAAGAGAGAAGGCUUCUCCAUGGAGAAAUGCAGAAACUGAAAGAUAAACUAGCUGUUUCAGAGAGAACAGCUAAGGCUGAAUCACAGCUAAAGGAGAGGUUAAAGCUGAGGUUGAAAACAAUAGAAGAUGGCUUGAAGAGUCCAAACAUGUUUUCUGUCUCUCCAACAACUGCAAAGGCUGAAAAACCUGGCAAGAUUUUAGGAUUCUUGACUAGUGGUGGUGGUGGUGGAUCAAAGAAAAGGUCUACUUCUCAGCCACGUGGCUCACUUACAGGCAGAAUCCAUGCUCUAAAUCAGACGAUUAACAGAGUUGAAGAAAGAGAUGGAAAAGAGAACUCAAAGGUUACAUCAAACGGAUCAGUUGAUCAGCAUGAAGAAGAAGAAGAAGAAGAAGAAGAACAAAGGAAAGCUAAUGAAGAUGGAAAUGAAGAUAUGGUUUCAGGUUUUUUGUAUGACAGGCUUCAGAAGGAAGUAAUUGCUCUCAGAAAGAUCUGUGAGAGUAAAGAGGGUACUAUAAAUGCGAAAAGUGAAGAAAUCAAGAUGUUGUUGAAGAAGGUGGAUGCUCUAACGAAAGCAAUUGAAGUGGAGACAAAGAAGGCAAAGAGGGAAGCUGCAGCGAGAGAAAAGGAAAACGCAUUGGCCUUGUUGAAUGAAGAGACAAAACGAUGUAGAAAGGCAAACUUACCGAGAAGCCGUGUACACAAGUAA